Hordeum vulgare subsp. vulgare (domesticated barley) is the source of this 644-nucleotide messenger RNA. RefSeq lists its product as uncharacterized. The coding region runs from base 123 to 455 and encodes 110 amino acids. Lineage: Eukaryota; Viridiplantae; Streptophyta; Magnoliopsida; Poales; Poaceae. The transcript has a single exon. The record is from RefSeq and is a predicted model, not a curated record.
CGCGAACGCGAGAGCGGUUGAGAGAAACAAAAACCACGGUCUAGCUGAGCCCACUGUACCGCCUCUGCCUGCACCAACCAAGAAAGCAAAGCCAAGCCCAAUCAAGAAGACGAGGAGGAAGAAUGGGGGAGGCGCCGUGCAGCGUGGUGGCGCCGCGCCGCUCCCCGGCGCGCUUCCGCCUGCCGCGCCACGGGCUGCGCCGCAAGGUCCACGUCGUCCGGCUCGGGAACGGCGGCGCGCGGGCUGGCGGCGCCCGCGGGCUCUGCGGCCUCCGGCGUCGGAUCAAGCUCCGGUGGUUCCGCAGCGCCAUGUGGCGCCUGGCGGAGCUCUGCGUGACGGUGCUGUCGGGCCCUCCGGGGACGCCCGACGCACCGCCGCCGUGGACGGGAGUGGAGCCGUGCUUCGCCGCGCCAUUCCUGCCGGCCGCGCUGGUGAGGCGCGCGGGGCAGGACUAGCUUAGCUUUGCUGCUGUUAAUUAACGGUUGCUACCCUGCGAUCAUGAAGACGACGGCACUAAUGUAUAUACGCUACUCGCUACUGCUCAAUGGAGAAGUAGAUUCCCUCAAAAAAAAUUGGAGAAGUAGAUUGAUAUGUAACGAAUAUUUUUUUUAACCGCAACUCAAGCGAUUUGUUGGUGUCUGAAA